GCGAGCUUGGCAGAUGUUAGCUGGAAACUCCUGGAAUUCAAAGCCCGGUCAAAAAGAUCAGAUUUGUGAUUUAGCUGAGAGAGACGAUUGGCCUUAAUCUCAACCUUUUGAGAAUGGCCGCCUCAGUGGCCACAAGUGCCCAGCCUCGUCGGAAAGUUCAUAGAAUUGGUUCCAUCUAUGAACCUCUUAAGCUGUCCAAUCUCCAGCGUGAGGAUGAGCCCCUGUGGGAGAAGCUGGACCGCUACUACAAUGCCGUCAAGGCAACUAUCCUGAACUACCAGAGUCCCACUACUGGUCUUUUCCCAGUCAAAACAUGCCCCAACUGCAAGGAGGCCAAGGUCCGCGAUUCCCUGUACUGUGCUGCUGGUGCCUGGGCCUUGGCUAUGGCCUACCGACGCAUUGAUGACGAUAUGGGGCGGACUCAUGAACUAGAGCAUUCUGCCAUCAAGUGCAUGAGAGGAAUCCUCUACUGUUACAUGAGACAGGCUGAUAAGGUGGAGCAGUUUAAACAGGAUCCCAGCCCCUCCAAGUGUCUGCACUCAGUGUUUCAUGUAGACACUGGUGAUGAGGUGUACUCCUACGGCGACUACCACCACCUGCAGAUCGAUGCUGUUUCUCUGUUUCUGCUGUACCUGGUGGAGAUGAUCUGCUCCGGCCUGCAGAUAAUUUACAACACUGAUGAGGUUUCCUUUAUCCAGAACCUGGUGUUCUGUGUGGAAAGAGCCUACAGGGUGCCUGACUACGGCAUGUGGGAGAGAGGCAGCAAAUACAACAACGGCAGCACCGAGCUGCAUUCCAGCUCUGUCGGCCUGGCCAAAGCUGCUCUGGAGGCCAUCAAUGGAUUCAACCUGUUUGGAAACCAGGGCUGUUCGUGGUCAGUGAUAUUUGUGGAUCUGGACGCCCACAACAGGAACAGGCAAACCUUGUGCUCCUUGCUGCCCCGAGAGUCUCGCUCACAUAAUACAGACGCAGCCUUGCUUCCAACCAUCAGCUACCCUGCCUUUGCAGUAGACGACGAUGCUCUCUAUAGUCAGACACUGGACAAGAUUGUCCGCAAGCUGCGGGGCAAAUACGGCUUCAAGCGUUUCCUCCGUGAUGGCUACCGCACUGCUAAUGAAGACAAGAAUAGACGCUACUACAAACCUGCUGAAAUGAAGCUUUUUGAUGGAAUCGAGUGCGAGUUUCCCAUAUUUUUCAUCUACAUGAUGAUUGACGGGGUGUUCAGAGGAAAUAAUGCUCAAGUCAAAGAAUACCAGGACCUCCUUGAACCCAUCAUCUUCCACUCUUAUGAGGGCCAUGCUGUGAUCCCCAAAUACUACUACGUCCCGGCUGACUUUGUGGAGGCGGAGCAGAACAAGCAUGGAAGCCAGAAGCGUUUUCCCAGCAACUCUGGCCGUGAUGGGCUGUUCUUCCUGUGUGGUCAGGCCCUUUACAACAUCGCCAAGCUGCUGGUGGAUGAGCUGAUCAGCCCCAAAGAUAUUGAUCCCAUCCACCGCUAUGUUCCCCGCCAGGACCAGCGCAACGUCAGCAUGCGAUACUCCAAUCAGGGUCCCAUAGAGAAUGAUGUUGUGAUUCACGUGGCCCUGAUCGCAGAGAGCCAGAGACUUCAGGUGUUUUUGAACACCUAUGGUAUUCAGACCCAGACGCCCCAGCAGGUGGAGCCCAUCCAGAUCUGGCCUCAGAAGGAACUGGUUAAGGCCUACCGUUUCCUUGCCGUCAAUAAGAAGCUGGGGUUGAGUGGGCGCCCAGAGAGGCCAGUUGGCUGCAUUGGGACCUGCAAGAUUUAUCGCAUCCUGGGGAAGACGGUGGUGUGCUACCCAAUAGUGUUUGAUCUAAGUGACUUUUACUUGUCCCAAGAUGUUAUGCUGCUGAUUGAUGACAUUAAGAACGCCCUGCAGUUCAUCAAACAGUGCUGGAAGAUGCAGGGACGUCCUCUCUUCCUGGUUCUCAUCCGCGAGGAUAACAUCAAGGGAAGCCGCUUCAAUCCAGUCCUGGACAUGCUGGCCUCGUUCAAGAAAGGCAACAUCGGAGGGGUCAAAGUUCAUGUUGACAGACUUCAGACGCUGAUAUCUGGAGCAGUAGUGGAACAGUUGGACUUCCUUCGUGUCAACGAGGCAGAGAUCCCAGAGUUCAAGAGCUUCGAGGAGCUGGAGCUGCCGAAGCACUCCAAGGUGAAGAGACAGACAAGCACGCCCAACGCCUCGGACCUGGAGCAGCAGCCAGAGAUCAAUGUGGACGAGUGGCUGCAGAAGCCCACCCAUGAGAUCAUCCAGAAGUUCCAUGACUGUGACUGCUUGGCCAGUCAGGCUCAACUUGCAAGCAUCCUGCUCAGGAGAGAGGGACCGGACUUCCUUGCCAAAGAUGAGAACAUGAUGGAUGAACUGGAGAGAAUCUACAGAAGAGCUGGCAGCAGAAAGCUUUGGUCUGUUGUCCGUCUUGCUGCCAGUCUCUUAACUAAGCUAGUGGACAGCCUUGCCCCCAGUAUUACUAGUGUUUUAGUGCAUGGCAAGCAGGUGACUCUCGGCCUAUUCGGGCAAGAGGAGGAGGUGAUCUCCAACCCUCUGUCGCCAGGGGUGAUCCAGGGCAUUAUUUACAGCAAGUGCUCCCCUCACGGUGGGGAACGAGAGGCUGUUCUUCAGCAGGAGCUGGUCAUCCAUAUCGGAUGGAUUAUCUCCAACAACCCAGAGCUGUUCAGCGGCAUGAUCAAGAUCAGAGUCGGAUGGAUUGUCCAGGCAAUGAAACAUGAGCUGAAGAUCAGGGCGGGAGACAUGCCACCCCAGGACAUCUACCAGCUGUCCCCAGGUGACAUCAAGCAGCUUCUGCUGGACGUGCUGCAGCCUCAACACACUGGCAGGUCUUGGCUGAACAGGCGUCAGAUUGAUGGCUCUCUGAACAGAACCCCUCUGGGCUUUUAUGAUCGUGUGUGGCAGAUCCUGGAGAGGACCCCCAACGGCUUUAUGGUGGCUGGAACUCACCUCCCACAGCAACCGACACUGUCUGACAUGACCAUGUAUGAGAUGAACUUCUCCCUGCUGGUGGAGGACACGCUGAAGAACAUUGUCCUGCCUGAGUACAGACAAAUCAUAGUAGAGUUGCUGAUGGUGGUGUCCAUAGUGCUGGAGAGAAACCCGGAGCUGGAGUUCACCGACAAGGUGGAUCUGGACCGUCUGGUGAAGGAAGCCUUCAGUGAUUUCCAGAAGGACCGCAGUCAUUUUGAAGGCAUGGAGAAACAGGAUGACAUGGAGGCUUUCUACAACACACCACCAGUGGGAAAAAGAGGCACCUCUAGCUACCUGACCAAGGCUGUUAUGAUCCUGUUGCUGCAAGGCGAUGUCAAGCCCUGCAAGGACGACCCGUGCUCCGUUAGCUAGAUUUACAGCGCUUUGACCCCUAAUCCUGACCCGCUGCAGUGUAGUCAUGAAAUGGUCUACUGAGUAUCCAUCACAUAUAUUCAGAAGGUAACCUCUAACCUCUCCAGUCCUCCCUGUGGCAGCACUCUGCCCACUCCUGCAAGCUACAUUUUAGCUGGACUUUUGCCUCAACAGCAGUAGAAGCUGUGAGCAGAAGCCUCGGUUGGUGUAGAUUAGCAUGUUUGCUCCAGGCUUUAAAAUACAUCCACCAGUCAUGUUUAAUAUAAAAAGUAAAAUGCAAUAUUUCUUUUACCUCUAGACAGUUUUGUUCAGUAACAUUUUAAUAGAGUUACCUCGUAAAACUGUAGCUGUUUAUUAGUAUUGGUAGCUAGUCAUGUGAAAUGCCACACAACUAGCUAAUGUUGCCACAUACUGUACUGCACUUGACUGAGCAGAUUUGUUAUCCUCUACCUGGAUGCCGUAGAUUAUGAUGUCUGCGUUUUGUUUAAAGGGUUGACAUUGUAUACACACACCAGUUGUGCUGAACUCACGACUGUAGCACUUAGGACCUUCUCUAAUCUUUAUACAUCUUUUUAUAGCCAGAGUUUAGUCUCCCAGCUGUGUUGUGUAUUCAAAUGAACAUUUUAAUUGUGUUAUUAAUUACUGUACCUAGCCAACUGUUAUUUUGCUCUUUCUCCAUUAAUACAGAUUUUUAUUGAAAUACAAAGUAAUUGAAAAAAAAAAUACAAAAGUGAUAAUAGUUUUGGGUUAUCUUAAGGCCCAGACACACCAAACUGACAUCAAACACCUAAGGGCGACAAAAGCCAUCUUUGGUGUCAUGUCACCUGUGUCUUUGCCAAAAAGUUGCACUUGAACAUACCACAAAGAAAGUGGAAGUAAAGCUCAAAAGAAAGCAAUUCUCCAUGCUAGCAAAUGGCAAUUGUCUGUAUUACUUAAAUCAAAAAGGGAUAUCGGAAGAUCGUCGCGAUGCUAGUUCGCCAGUUAGCACAUCACAGUCUAACCAUCAAAGAACAUGUAUUUCUUGUGCUAGUGAACGAUAACACAGUCCAUCGUGAACUUUUUCUCCUAAAGAGCUCAAUGUCUAAAAAAAAAUUCAUACUUUAAAGAGCAAUUUUUUUUUUAACUCACUCCCAGAUAAAUUAAGCCGUUUUUUACUUUCCUCAUUUCUGUCUCUCUUGUGUACUGAGGUGAAUCCCACUAUGUGAUUUCAGAGUGUCAAAAAAACCCUGACUAGGGCCAACAGGGGCCAAUGGUGUGGUGCAAGUAGGGCAGCAGACACUCACUGUCGGCCUAACAUUGACCCACGGCUUACUGUCAGCUUGGUGUGUCAGGGCCUUUAGCUUAACUUAGCAUAAAAACAAAACCACAAACAUGGGGAAACAGCUAGCCUGGCUCUGUUCUAAAGUAUGCUCUAUCAGUCCUCUUAUUUAAUUAUUUUGAAUCAGUGGAUAUCAAAAACUUCUGAACUAUUUUUUUAAUUUUUGGUUUUGCUCAAAAACUCAAUCUGAAUGUUUUCACUCUGACUUUCAAGUACUUUAAAAUAAUAAAGGGAGAACCAUGAGCUCAGAUGUAAGCUAUACUUCCCCAGCAAUAGCCCAUAGCUGUUACACAGCAAUUAGUGCAAGGUCAUGUUGUAUCAUAAGAGGUGUGGUUGUUAAAUUGAUCCAUUUGGCUCCCAGGGGCCUUAAAAAGGUGCGCAUAGUCACAUAAAGUCAGCCUUUAUUUCAUAUAUGAAUCUCAUCAAAUUACAACUUAAUGCGGUUAUCCUUAUUUAAACUGUCAGUGUGUGUUUGGCAUUAGAAGGUCUGAGAAUUUGAGAUUUCAUAGUGAAUCACAGUAUAUUCAGCUGAAGUUUGGUGUUUGUUGUUGAGUUUCUCUUAGUGGGACACUGUGUCCUCUUACCUCUAUGCAUGCACAGUUUGCCGCAUGACAGUAGGUGCUGUUUGCCAUAACCAUUGUGACGGUUUUUCUGAAUGUUUUAGGCUACAAAAUAAAGUUUCAGAGAGGCCUGUUUUGCACUAUGGGGCUUUGCAUGAUAAUGACUACUGCUCAUCUGAUGUCCUGGGACUGACGACCCUUUAGAAACCGCUGUUUUGAUGAAUGUGCGGCAACAGGAAAGACUGCUGUCAUCCUUAGGUGGAAAUGAUAAGAUUCACUUUGACUUAUUUAAAAGCGUGCCUCUCUGAAUAUCAUCACUGUGAUGAAUCCGCCCAACCUUGUCACUGUGUGUGUGUGUUGUUUACCGUUGUUCAAAAGAAGUAUUUUUAACUCAAACUGUAGUUUCAAAGAAUAAAGUUAUGAUGGAAACUAUAAA
This is a messenger RNA of Plectropomus leopardus (leopard coralgrouper), 5685 nucleotides long. RefSeq names its product phosphorylase kinase, beta (gene phkb). Gene Ontology annotation, molecular function: calmodulin binding. Gene Ontology annotation, cellular component: phosphorylase kinase complex. The record is from RefSeq and is a predicted model, not a curated record. Lineage: Eukaryota; Metazoa; Chordata; Actinopteri; Perciformes; Serranidae. Gene Ontology annotation, biological process: glycogen metabolic process.